UUGCAUGAUAUGAUGCAUGCAUGGGACGAGAAAGAUGGAAUAUAGGGAGAUGUGGAGAGGAAAUCUUAUGAUUAUGUUGGGGGCGGGUAUGUUAAUUAUUGUUGUUUUUUCAUCUCCUUAAGAAGGGAGGAAUCGAGUAUUACUUUCAUGAAGUCUAUAUUCAGAGUGAUAAACUCCAAAUAAGACUUACUUACUUACUUACCACUUUCAAUACCCCUCAUAUUCUCAUCUAUAACUUCAAACUUCAAACUUCAACCCUCGACCCUCGACCCUCAACCUCGACCCUCAACCCUCAACCCUCGACCCUCAACCCUCAACCCUCAACCCUCAACCCUCAACCCUCAACCUCAGCAUACAACCACACCCACAUCCAUCAUGUCCAAAAUAAUCCUCUCCAUAAACGCCGGAUCCUCCUCCGUAAAAAUCUCCAUCUUCAGCGCAACCAAAAACCACUCCCCAACCCAACUAGCCGAAUGUCAAAUCUCGGGCCUCACAUCUCCUCCUGCAACCCUAAAAUACACUCGCUCAGGAACCCUCAUUACCAAAGACGAAGAACUCGAAGACGGGAAGAUCUCCGACCAAAAAGAUGCCUUCCAAUACAUUCUCACUUAUCUAAUCAACGACGCUUCGUUCCCGCAAAUCGCCAAAGUCGAAGAUAUAGCUAUCGCAAGCCAUCGGGUCGUACAUGGGGGAGACUAUAAAAAAAGCAAAAUCAUCACCAACGAAACCUACCACCAUCUAGAAACCCUCACCGAUCUCGCACCCUUACACAACGCAUCCGCACUAUCCAUCAUCUCGCACUGUAUCUCCACACUCCCCUCCACGCGCAACAUCGCGGUCUUUGAUUCCGAAUUCCACGCCUCGAUUCCAGAACAUAUAUCUACAUAUCCUAUUAAUCAGGAAAUAGCGCGGAAGAAUGGAUUGAGAAAAUAUGGGUUUCAUGGGAUUUCAUAUGCGUUUAUUACGCGGAGUGUGGCGGGGUUUUUAGGGAAGAAGGAAGAGGAUACGAAUAUUAUUGCGUUGCAUUUGGGGAGUGGUGCUAGUGCGUGUGCGGUGAAGGGAGGGAGGAGUUGGGAUACGAGUAUGGGCUUGACGCCUUUAGCGGGAUUGCCUGGGGCGACGAGGAGUGGGAGUUUGGAUCCUAGGUAUUUCUUUUCUUUUUUCCUUUCCUCCUACCAUUCUUCUUUCCAACUUCCUACCUACCACCCACCCCAAACCCCCAAAAUAAAACCCAAACCCCCCCAAAAAGCCAAACCACCAAACUAACCCUUCCCCUUCUCCCCCGCCAAAAAGUCUAGUAUUCCACUACGCCACCAACGUUGGAAAACUCUCCCCCUCUUCAACCACCUCCCUGCACAUCUCCCGGGCCGAAGAAAUUCUCAACCAAGAAUCCGGCUGGAAAUCGCUAACAGGAACCACAAAUUUCGGCACUAUAAUUUCCUCCUCCACAAAUCCCCAAAUGAAACUCGCGCUUGAUAUAUUUAUCGAUAGGAUAUUAUCAUAUAUUGGACAUUACUACGUGAGUUUACAUGGAAAAGUUGAUGCGUUGGUUUUUGCCGGGGGGAUUGGUGAAAAGAGUGAGGUGUUGAGGAAGAGGGUUGUGGAUGAGGUGGGGUGUUUGGGGUUUGAGAUUGAUGAGGAGAAGAAUGGGAGGGAGAUGAAGGAGGUGGUGCAGGAUGUGGGGAGGGAGGGGGCGAGACAUAGGACUAUGGUUUGUUUGACAGAUGAACAGUUUGAGAUGGCUAGACAUUGUGUUGUUGAUGAGGAGCUUUUUGGUGAAUGAGUUCUGUGAUGAGUUCUGUGAAGUGAGAGAUGAAGUUAUGACAUUGCGAGCGGAACAGCAUGGGAAUGAGUGAUGGAAGAAAAUU
Molecule: messenger RNA, 1868 nt
Organism: Sclerotinia trifoliorum
Lineage: Eukaryota; Fungi; Ascomycota; Leotiomycetes; Helotiales; Sclerotiniaceae
Source: the annotation of a GenBank genome assembly